Messenger RNA from Uloborus diversus, 8009 nucleotides. RefSeq names its product TATA-binding protein-associated factor 172-like (gene Hel89B). Bases 202 to 5691 code for a protein of 1829 amino acids. The transcript is spliced from 40 exons. NCBI's taxonomy places the organism in Eukaryota, Metazoa, Arthropoda, Arachnida, Araneae, Uloboridae. Gene Ontology annotation, molecular function: DNA binding; TBP-class protein binding; ATP binding. The record is from RefSeq and is a predicted model, not a curated record.
GUGGCCAUAAAUUCAUAAAUGCUGUGUUUUUUUUCGUAAAAUCUGUUAUAAUUUAUGUUAUUUGUUUGGACAAUGGAUGAAUAAGCAUUAUUGCAAGCAGAAACAUGGCGAAAUUUUUGCUAUGUUGUUUCAAUUCAUGAAGACAUGUGCUCCUUAAGCAUUUAGAUUCAUCACCGACUUUGUUUCAUACUGUUUAUAAACAUGACAUCCAGGUUGGAUCGUCUGUUUUUGUUACUUGACCAGGGAUCAUCUUAUUUGACUAGGAAAGCUGCUGCAAUCCAAUUGGGAGAGGUUCAAAAACUUCAUCCUCAUGAAUUACAUAAUUUAUUGGCUAAGGUUAAAAAGUACCUUUAUAGCAGUAGCUGGGACACCAGGAUUGCUGCAGGUCAAGCAGUUGAAGCAAUAAUUAAUAAUGUUCCUCAGUGGAAUCCACAAGGAUGUGUAGUAAAAAAAGAACCAAAUAAUGAAAUAUAUGAUGUUUCUUUGGCUGGUAGAAUGAAAUUUUCAGAAUUCAACAUUAAUAAAGUAAUGGAAAAUGGGAAAAACCUUCUUGCCUGUGAAAGUAAUUCAGUGGAUAUUGAUGAACACUUAGAUAUUGAUCCUCAAGAACACUUGGCAAAGCAAAGAGAAAUGUUAAACAAGCAUUUAGGAUUAAGCUUUUCAUCUUUUAUUGGAAUUGAUUCUAACUAUCUGUCCAAUGAAGAUUUUGAAAUUCGUCAAGAUAAUAAGAGGCUGAAUGUAAAGAAUGAAACAAAAGCUAGUGUAUUGGAUGAGCCUUAUUCACCUGCAUCUCGAGUAAAACUGAAAUCAAGUUCUCAAGAUGGAUGUUCAAAUCCUGAUUCCAAACAAAUAAUGCAUUGCUCUCAAAAUAAUGUUGCCGCUCUUUCAAAUGGGUCUGAACCUAUUACGAAGAAAAGGCGCUUAGGGGAGAAAUUAUCUGAUGACAAUUCAGUAGAUCUGAACAGUAACUCUGAUAGCUUGUGGGAGGAAUCAAAACAAUGGCCUUUUGAAUCAUUUAGUGAUGGAUUGGUAAGUGAUCUCUUCAAUCCAUCUUGGGGUGUUAGACAUGGAGCUGCUACUGCCCUUAGAGAAAUCGUGAGAAUUCAUGGAAGAGGUGCUGGUAGAAAAGUAGAUGUUCCAGCCAGUCAGAUGGAAUUUCUUAACCAGAUAUGGCUGGAAGAUUUAGCUUUGCGGUUGAUUUGUGUCUUAGCUUUAGAUAAAUUUGGAGAUUUUAUAUCUGAUCAAGUUAUAGCUCCUGUUAGAGAAACCUGUGCCCAAGUUUUAGGUGUGGUAAUUAGCAUAAUGCUGCCAGAACAAGUUGAAAAAGUUCUUACAAUUCUACUUCAAUUGCUUGUUCGUCCUGAAUGGGAAGCUCGACACGGUGGACUGCUUGGCUUGAAAUAUAUUUUAUCUGUUCGAAAAGAUCUGAAAACAAUGAUAAUACCUCUGGUUUUUGAUCCAGUCUGCAUCUGUUUGAAAGAUAGUGUAGAUGAUGUUAGUGCUGUUGCAGCCUCAGCUUUAGUGCCAGUAGCUAAUGUAAUCGCCAACACUUUGCCAGAAAAGGUUUCAUCUGUGAUUUCGUCACUGUGGGAUGCAUUAUUAGAUUUAGAUGAUUUAACGGUAUCUACGAGCAGCAUUCUCGAACUUUUAGCAUCUCUUCUCUCGUAUACUGCCAAGUCACAAAAUAAAAGCCUUUCUUUAAAUUUUGAGGAGCUUAUUCCAAGACUCUGGCCUUUUCUGGGACACAAUUCAUCUAUUGUGAGGAAAUCAGUUUUGCAAGCCCUUAUUAUAUUGACAUCUGAUGAAAAUUUACAGCCUUGCUGCUCUUGGGUGCCUGAUAUUCUGCAACCUGCACUUCGAUUGCUGUUUCAGCGCUGCUUGAUUGAGCCUGUUCGUGAAAUCCAUGAUCUUUUAUACAUUGUAUGGAGGAAUUUACUUGCUAAAGCUCCUUUGAUUUGCAUAGUAUCUUCUACUGUUCCUUUUCUAAGUUCAUGGUUGUCAAUGAUCAUGCAUCCACAAAGUGUACCGAUAGAUCCAAACUCAAAUUCUGCUUGGUUAGAUAUUCCACACAAAAUUAAGGAAAAAACAGGCAACCGUUCUCGGAAUGUAGGUCUUUCUGGCUGCCUUAAAAUUCAAGAGUUUUACUAUAUUGGAGGAAAUGAGUCAAUUAAUGAAAAUAGCAAAGAACGUGAAAAGAAUGUUAUGAGAGCAAAAUUAACAGCAGCAAAAUUUAUUGGUCUGCUCAUAUCAUACUUAACCAAACCAGUUCCUGAAAUAGUGUAUCCGGAAGACUCGGAAACUCCUUUGAAAGCUUUUGUAAAACUCGUUGGUUUUCAUUUAAAUUACAAAUCUGCUUUGCAGAGGUUAGCAAUAUCCCUUGUUUUGAGUGAAUGGGCUGCUAGUGAAGAGAAUAACGUGUGCCCUUCCGAAAUCAAAGAAAAGUGCCUUGAAUGCUUAAAUGAAACAGUGUACUUCGAUGAAAUUGCAGUUGCUUUUACAAGAUUACAACAAGAGUUUAAAGAUUUUGUAUCAAUUUUGAAACAUUAUUCUGUGCCAGUAGAUGCAGCUUAUCAGUCAGGGGCAGUCUAUACCUUUGAGCAAAUUGUGCAGUUAGCUUCUGUUGGAUUUCCAUCUUCUGUAUCUGUUGUGAAAUUGAAACCUAAAGUUAUUGAGACUCUCGAAGAGAGAAGAAAAUCUUUGUUGAAAACUGUUACCCAGACAAGCCAUGAUCAGGCAGCUCUUAAUGUAAUGGUACAAUCUGCUAUUGCUGGUGCUUUGGUCUCUUUGAAAUAUCUACCAGAAAAGUUAAACCCUAUUAUAAGGCCAUUGAUGGAUUCCAUUAAACGUGAAGAAAAUGAGCUUUUACAGGUAGCUUCAGCACACCAUUUAGUGAAUUUGAUGGAACUCUGCAUAAGUCGAAAUAAUUGUCCAAAUUUGAAAAUAAUUAAGAAUCUUGUUAAUUUUUUAUGUUUUGAUGUGAUAAACAUGAAUUUUAUAAAUGAAAUCUCACCUAAUGUACAGAAUAAUAACGUUCAUGGAGAUGCUUCAAACAAUCACUGUAAAAGCAGAGAUGAAAUAUUAACUCUAUCAAACAUGCAAAAGUCAGCUGAAAGGGCAUUUCUUCGAAGAAGUAAUUCCAUAGCUUUAAAGAAAGGCAUUGUAAAUGCGCAGUGUGAUGAAACAGUCAAUGAUGAGAUUCAAAGGUAUAAUGAGCUUCAAGCACAAGGAGCUACUUAUGUGUUAACUUUUGCUGCUCAGCAUUUUGGCUCAUUGUUGCCAGAAAAACUUCCAAAACUCUGGGAAUCUAUAUUUCAGCCGCUAAGGAGCUAUGUGAAAGCAGACUGUGAUAUUCUUUUUGCUUCCGAGAUUAAUUUGCAUGAACUUUUAUCCAGUCUUCAAGUUUUAAAAGUUAUAUGUUCUCAUCUUCACAAAAAUUUACAUUCAGAGCUUAAAAACAUCAUACCUCUCAUCUGCUCAUGCUUAGAACAUACUUUACCAAUUGUGCGCCAUAAAGCAGCUGGAUGUCUUGGGAGCUUGAGUAAGGUUAUGGCAGUAGAAAUUAUGAACAUUAUUUUGGAUAAAGUAAUAUCAAAAUUAGGUGCAACUGAUAAUGAUGUUCAAAGGCAAGGUGCUGUUGAAGCAAUUGCAUGUAUCAUUGAUGAGUUGGGAUUAGACAUAGUUCCUUACAUUAUAUUUCUCAUUGUUCCAAUGCUAGGAAGAAUGAGUGAUCAAAAUGACAAAGUUAGGCUACUAGCUACUCAUUGCUUUGCAUCUUUAAUUAAAUUGAUGCCUCUUGAAGGUGGUGUAAAAUCACCUGAAAAUCUUGACCCCAGCCUGUUGAGUAAAAAAGAGAAAGAAAGACUUUUUUUGGAACAACUAAUGAAUCCCAAAAAAGUUGAACCGUACAAGGUUCCUGUCCCUGUAAAAGCUGAACUUCGAUCAUAUCAACAGGAAGGAGUUAACUGGCUUGCUUUUCUGAAUAAAUACAAAUUACAUGGCAUUCUGUGUGAUGAUAUGGGUCUUGGAAAAACUCUUCAAUCAAUUUGUAUUUUAGCUGGUGAUCAUUAUUUAAGAGAUCAAUUAUUUAAAGAAACAAAAUCUGCAGAUUGUAAGCCUCUUCCAUCUUUGGUCGUUUGUCCACCCACUCUAACAGGGCAUUGGAUAUAUGAAGUUGAAAAAUUUGUUUCCUUGAAAUAUUUAAACCCUAUACAUUAUACCGGCCCACCUGCUGAAAGACAAAGAUUAAGAAGCAAGGUAAAGAAAUAUAAUUUAGUAAUAGCCUCUUAUGAUAUUGUUCGUAAUGAUAUAGACUUCUUUGGAACAAUUCAUUGGAACUAUUGCAUUCUUGAUGAAGGUCAUAUUAUCAAGAAUGGCAAGACAAAGUUGGCUCGUGCAAUCAAGCAACUUUCUGCAAAUCAUAGAUUGAUAUUAUCUGGCACACCUAUUCAAAAUAAUGUUCUAGAACUAUGGUCACUCUUUGAUUUUCUAAUGCCUGGAUUUUUAGGAACUGAAAAGCAAUUCACAGCAAGAUACAGCAAGCCUAUUCUACAAAGUCGGGAUGCAAAAUCCUCUUCAAAGGAACAAGAAAUAGGUGUUUUAGCUAUGGAAUCACUUCAUCGUCAAGUGCUACCAUUUCUACUGAGGAGAAUGAAAGAAGAUGUUUUGAAAGAUCUUCCACCUAAAAUUAUACAAGAUUACUAUUGUGAAUUGAGUCCACUGCAGGUUCAGUUGUAUGAAGAUUUUGCUAAAAGUAGAGCUAGGCAGUCAGUUCAGGAAACAAUUGUAGAAAGUGAAACUCCUAAUGCACAAGGAACAUCUCAUGUUUUUCAAGCUUUACAAUAUCUGCGAAAAGUAUGCAAUCAUCCUAAACUGGUUCUGUCAUCAAAUCAUCCCCAGUUUGAAGUAAUUUCUAAGCAAUUAAAAGAACAGAAUUCUAGUCUUCAAGAUGUCAAUCAUGCUGCUAAGUUAUGUGCUUUGAGGCAAUUACUUCAAGAUUGUGGAAUUGGUGCAUCUAUAACAGCUCCAGAUCAAGAUGAAUCAACACCAGUUGUGAAUCAACAUCGUGCCCUUGUAUUUUGUCAACUUAAAAGUAUGCUUGAUAUACUGGAAAAGGAUUUACUCAAAUCUUUGAUGCCAAGUGUAAGCUACUUGAGAUUAGAUGGUAGUAUCCCACCUGGUAUGCGACAUUCAGUUGUACACAGAUUUAACAAUGAUCCUUCAAUUGAUGUUUUGCUUCUUACAACUCAAGUUGGUGGGCUUGGUUUAAAUCUUACUGGUGCAGAUACUGUCAUUUUUGUUGAGCAUGACUGGAAUCCUAUGAAGGAUUUACAAGCUAUGGAUAGAGCACAUAGAAUCGGGCAGAAAAAAGUUGUUAAUGUAUACAGAUUAAUUACUAGAGGAACAUUAGAAGAAAAGAUUAUGGGCUUGCAAAAAUUCAAACUUUCUGUGGCCAAUUCUGUGAUCAAUCAAGAAAACACAAGUCUUCAGAAUAUGGGAACUGAUCAACUAUUAGAUUUGUUUACCUUGGACAACAAGGGCGAAAAAAUUAUAGCUAGCUCAAAUACCGCACAAUCAGAUGAUGUCAAAAUGAAAGGAAUGAAGUCUGUUCUUGACAAUUUGCCUGAACUUUGGGAUACCUCUCAAUAUGAGACUGAAUAUGAUCUUACUAACUUUUUGAAUUCUCUGAAAUAAUUUUCAGAAAUUUUGCUCAAUUAUAACAUGAACUUGUCCAAAAAAGAAAAACAAUCAUAAUUUUUAUUGAAUUGAUUCAGCUGAAAAAGAUGAGAAUUUUUUUCUCUCUCUCCAGAAAUUCUGUUUUGAACGUAAUAGUAUAAAAUAAUUGGAGGAUUACCCUUUUUUAGCCUAUCAUUUUUAUGAAAUAGUCAUGAAUUUUAUUGUUAUUUUAAGGUAAUUGAUUAGUAAUACAAUUUCACAAACUUAAAUUUUAAAUCUACUUGUUCUAGUUUGUUAUUUUUAAAUCUAUUUCUUAUCUUUAAAUUUGCACUAUCGAAAAGUUGUAUAGAAUUGUGGUAGUAAGAAGCUGAGGGAUGCAAGUAGACUUAAAGUUUUGAGUGAAAGGAUGUGUUUAGUUCAAACCCUUGGAAAGCUUUCAUUAUUUUUUUUUUCUAAACCAUGCUGUAUAGCAGUACCUUCCAGUAGUACCACAGUGAAACCUGUGUAAGUUGACCACUUGUGGUGCACUACUUUAGUGGUCAACUUACAGAGGUUGAUUUAUAUGAUAUGGGCUGAUUCCGUGCCUGAAAAAAGCAGUCAACUUAGACUGGUGGUCAACUUACAAGGGUAGUCAACUUCACAGGUUUUACUACUACUACCAUCUCUUGUCCUAGAACAGACGAUAGUUCCUCUUAUUUUCUGUACUAGUUUUUUUUUCUUCAAUUUUUUAACUUUGAUACUUACACCCUUUGCUUCUUACUGUCUCAAUUUGCUUUUUGAUUCUAGUUUACCUUUAAAGUUAUUUACUGAAUACUUGUAAACUGCUAUACUAGUUUAAGUCGAUAAUUUCAUAUUUUACCUGGGCAGCUUUAAUCAAUUCAUGUUUUUACUAGAACGAAAUAAUGCACUGAAAAUUGUGAAAAGAAUAAUAAUUUGCCGGAAACUGCAUUUUUAAAAUUCUUUGUCUAAUAAUUGUAGAUGUUGAAGCGUUGAGGUUACAUUCAUGGAGAUAAUUGAAAUUGAUUUAAUUUUGUGAGGAUAAAAGAAAAUAUUUAUAUGGAUUAAAUAUUAAUAACCUCUCGUUUACGGCUGGCAUGAUAAGCUGUGUUUAAGUAAGAUGACUAACACAGGUACUAACCACUACAUUCCAGGGUCCCCCGUACUUACCACUAAAUGGUGGGUACAGUUUGCAAGUUGUGUUACACCAUUCAACUUGACAGGUUGUAUGGGGCCCUGAAGCUGAGCAGCUCAAUUCAGCAUCCCCAGAAGUAUUGAUUUGGAAUGGGGAAUUGGAGGACUUUUAUGACCACAAACAUAUUUAAUUUGCCUGUACCAGGCAUUUACCUGAAGUGUAUCAAUAGUUUCGCCAGGCAAUUGAUCGAUCAAGCCAUAUUAACUGCAUUUUUACGCCAGUUGAUAAGACCAUGAGACAUUUUAGGCAAUCAAUAUAAGCAUCUUAAAUGGAAGUACGUACAGACAGUCAACAAGCUAUUGGUCUGCUUAAUUGCUCUUACUUAAAGCAUUUGACAGAACAAAACCAGACACUAACCACAACCACUUAUGUCGUUAAACGUCAACUUCCAGGAUUUAAUCUGUUAUCGACCAUAGUAUUGAAAACUUGACAAAAAAUAUUUACUUUAAAAAUUUUUUUGAUUUUAAUGUUUUCAUCAUUUGAAGAAAAUAUCUCAGCUUUUAACAUUUUAUUAUACAAUAUUUUAAUCAAGUCUUUCUUAUUUAACAACCUUUUCAGCUUGUAUAUCGCUCUUAAAACAUGUUUUAAAAUGCAUUUAAAGGUUAAUUACACUUGGUAUUCAUUGUUGCUGUAAUGUUACAUCUACUAAAAAUUAAAAGGUUUUUAAUGUACAAAUCAUAAGAAAUGCAAUGAAAAAUUCAGGACAAGUUCUUUAGCUAUCUUGCCAUUAAGUACAAGAAUUAGAGAUUUUCAUUUUCUUGAGAAUUUAAUUCUCCAUUAUUCCGCUUGAUGGCUUAUUAAUUUAUCAGCAUGUGUACAUAAAUGCUCAUUUAUCAUUUACAUUUCCUUUCAUUGUGACUUGUGCUUUAAAGACUUGUUUUAACAAGGAUAAUCUUGUACUGUUCAGUAGAAGCUGAAGAUCUGUUAAAUGAAAUUUUUCAGAUGCAUUCUCCUUUUUAAAAGAUGUGCAAAGUUUUCAAAACUUUUGUUUCAUAUGUGAUUUUUUGCUACUUAAACGUUUGUAGUUUUUUUGUUUCACGUAGUAGCUUUAAUUGUGAUUUGCGAACUAAGUUUGUAUGUUCCCAGUGACGAGUGUUACUAAAGUGAUGUCACCAAAGUAUUUUCUUAAUAAAUUUUUUAAACU